GCGCAUGCGCGGGGGGGCGGAGCCAGCCGUAGUCCUGACGCGAAGGUCUUUUUGUUUGGGCCACUCCGACACUCGACACUUGCUUCUAUUUCACCUCCCGGUUCACAACCGUUUUUUAUCUGCAUUAAUUUCGGUGUCUUUUAUGAAUAAUCAAAAGCAGCAAAAGCCAACGCUUACCGGCCAGCGUUUCAAAACGAGGAAAAGAGAUGAAAAGGAGAGGUUUGACCCUACUCAGUUUCAAGAAAGUAUCGUACAAGGCUUGAACCAAACUGGCACUGACUUGGAGGCGGUCGCGAAGUUCCUUGAUGCCUCUGGCGCCAAACUCGACUACCGCCGCUAUGCAGAGACGCUCUUCGACAUCCUGGUGGCCGGCGGCAUGCUGGCCCCGGGCGGGACCCUGUCGGACGACCUGACCCGCACCGAGUUCUGCCUCUUCACGGCGCAGGAAGACCUGGAGACGAUGCAAGCGUACGCUCAGGUUUUUAACAAGCUGAUCAGGCGCUACAAGUACCUGGAGAAGGGAUUCGAGGAGGAGAUCAAAAAGCUGCUGCUGUUCCUGAAGGGGUUCACUGAGUCCGAGCGCAACAAGCUGGCCAUGCUGACCGGCAUCCUGCUGGCCAACGGCAGCAUAUCUGCCUCCAUCCUGAUCAGCCUCUACAACGAAAACCUCGUCAAAGAGGGAGUCUCCGCAGCCUUCGCCGUCAAGCUGUUCAAGUCGUGGAUCCACGAGAAGGACAUCAACUCUGUGGCCGGCAGUCUGCGUAAAGUGGGCAUGGACAACAGGCUGAUGGAACUCUUUCCUGCCAACAAGCGGAGCUGCGAGCAUUUUUCUAAGUACUUCACCGACGCCGGGCUGAAGGAGCUGUCCGACUUCGCCCGCAACCAGCAGUCGAUCGGCGCCCGCAAGGAGCUGCAGAAGGAGCUCCAGGAGAUGGUGUCCCGCGGGGACCCCCAGAAGGAGAUCAUCGCCUUCACCAAGGAGGAGAUGAAGAAGGCCAGCCUCUCUGAGCAGGCCUUGAUCAGCAUCAUCUGGACCAGCCUGAUGAGCUGCGUGGAGUGGAACAAGAAGGAGGAGCUGGUGACCGAACAAGCCAUCAAACACUUGAAGCAAUACAGCCCUCUGCUGAAAGCCUUCACCUCCCAGGGUCUGUCUGAGCUCAGCCUGCUGGUGAAGAUCCAGGAGUACUGCUACGACAACAUCCACUUCAUGAAGGCUUUCCAGAAGAUCGUGGUGCUCCUCUACAAAGCUGACGUGCUGAGCGAAGAGGCCAUCAUGAAGUGGUACUCUGAAGCCCACCUCGCCAAGGGGAAGAGCGUCUUCCUCGAGCAGAUGAAGAAAUUCGUGGAGUGGCUGAAAAACGCCGAGGAAGAGUCUGAAUCGGAUGAAGAGGAGGCGGACUGAAGCCUUCAUCACCAGACGAGCUUUUCCUCCCAUUUGUUUCUUUUGGUUUUUUUUGUUUUGUUUAUUUCGGUAGCAGCAGGAGCCGUAGAAUGUCUCGACCCUUCCUCUACUACCUCCUGUUACUGAUUUAUCUCCACAAACACUCACUCUUACGACCGAAACGUUUAAGCAGCAUUUAGAAAGCAAACGCUCCUCGUCGAGGAGUCGCAGCUCCCCCCCCCCCUGUGGAGUCAGAAAAGAAAAAACAAACACGAAUUCUGAUCUCCUGAUUCAUUUCAAACGCCUUCUGUAAUCUGGAUCCGAGGAUUCGACGUGAUCUCAGCCGCCUGGUCCCGACGCAGGAUCGGGUUUAUAUUUAAGUUAAAGCCGUGCGACUGCAAGGCUGACAAAUGUAAUCAGUUUUGCCAAAGUUCUUUUUCCUGUCCCGCUUUCCUUUAACUUUAUCUUUUUUUUCUUUUAUUUUGGCAAGCUCAGUUUAUUUUUAUUUCUCUCUCCUGUUUCUGGUCAGUCAGUCGGAAGAAACGCCCCGCCCUGUAAGAUGCCUGGCCAGCCACCUGAUUAUCGUCAGUUUAUACUUUCUUUAAUCUGAUAUAAACCAAUUUGACUUUUUUAUGAAAUAAAGAUUAUUGAAACGCUU
This is a messenger RNA of Fundulus heteroclitus (mummichog), 2039 nucleotides long. RefSeq names its product basic leucine zipper and W2 domains 1a (gene bzw1a). Gene Ontology annotation, cellular component: cytoplasm; membrane. Lineage: Eukaryota; Metazoa; Chordata; Actinopteri; Cyprinodontiformes; Fundulidae. The record is from RefSeq and is a predicted model, not a curated record. The transcript has 11 exons. Gene Ontology annotation, molecular function: protein binding. The coding region runs from base 5 to 1402 and encodes 465 amino acids.